Anisakis simplex (herring worm) is the source of this 2487-nucleotide messenger RNA. The record is from the annotation of a GenBank genome assembly. NCBI's taxonomy places the organism in Eukaryota, Metazoa, Nematoda, Chromadorea, Rhabditida, Anisakidae.
AUGUUAUGUGGUGCUGAGACGGCGGAGGAUUUGUUUCGUUUAAAGAAUAUACAAUUCGAUAGCAAAAAAUGUUUAGCAACAAAUGAACAGGCAGGCAACGUUUUGUGUUAUUUUAUAACGUGCAUUGAUGGUUCAUCGAAAUUUUUAUACUUUGGUACGUCGAACGGCGGCGUCGUUCGUGUUGAGUUGCAAGAAAGCCAUAAGAAGGAAUGCAAUUCGGGCAGUGGCGAAACGAACGCGAAUGCUGCCGAAACAACAUCAUCGACGAUCGUCGUCGACGAUAACGCCGAAACAGUGAGCUGUGCAGUAGUACUUGACUUUAUGCAGUUGCCUACAAAAUCUGCAGUGACUCAGUUGAUUGCGGUGCCAGCCGUGGACAGUUUAAUCGUGUUGUCGGCAUCGAAAUUGUUCUAUAUCGAUAUUUUUACAUUGCAGAUUCAAUCAGCGAGUAAUUCAUCGAAUGUGGUUUGUCUGUCGUUAAAUAACGACCCUCUGACAGACGAUCCGUUCACGUUACAAAUGGCAUUCGGCACCACCAAUCGUCUGUUAUUGGUCGGUGAAAAGAGUAUGAGCAAUACGAUGACGAAUCCAGCUCAGGGCACAGGCUCAGGCUCAGGCUCAGUGUCUGCUGCUGCUUUCAGUGCUCUUAAAGGAUCCGUAAGCAGCAGUAGCAGCGCAUCGUCGUCGAACCUAUCAACAACACUAAUCAAGCAACGUUUCCAAGCGAACGCUAUCAUUCAAACGUUGUGUUAUAGUCGUGAAUGUAUUUGUUAUGCAACUGCAAAUGAAUAUUUCGUCUAUAAUUUAAACGGAAACAUUCAUUUAUCGUUAUUUCCAUACGAUUCAACGCUUGUAAAACCGUUGAUUUUGAAUAUUGAUACGGAAGAAUUUUUGGUGAGUAGCAUGCAUGGACUGGCAGUAUUUGCAAAAUGCACUGGUGUCUCAUCAAGACCUCCGUUGUGUUGGGGUAGUGAUGCAGUAUUAGGCAGCGCCUAUCAUUCACCUUAUAUAUUCGCCUUUACCGAGCAAUCGCUACUUGUGUUCGAAUGUAAUGAAGGUGUUGAAGUGUGUCGACUGAAGUUGCACGAUGCAACACUGCUCAGUAAUAUUGAUGGACGUAUAUAUAUUGGUUAUAAGAACGCGAAACUAUUCAUCGUCAGUCAGAUUUCGUGGCUAGAACGAGCAGAGACUCUGCUCAGUAAAAGUUGCGUAGAUGAGGCGCUGAAAUUCGCAGAACAAAGUGUAUUGGAGGCAUCAUAUGAUGAAGCGGAGAUAUUGAUACUCAUUCAUUAUGCUCAUUUGGAACUACCGUCGUUUGGAGGCAUUUGCAAUUUGGACAGUGAUUGCACAGCAAUUAAAUUGAGAGACGAAAGCAGAACGAAGCCGUCUGAUUCGAUGGAAUAUUUGAAUUUUUUGCUGCAAUAUCUGAGUGAAAUACGAAAAUUGUAUUGGACAAAGGCGUAUCGCAAGGAUUUGGACAAUGUUUUGGUGUGUUUAUUAUCAGUUAAGCAUGAUAAUGAUACUGAUAGUGAUAAUGGCAAGAUAAUGCCGCCAGCACAGCAGAUGCCAGCGCAACUUGAGUGUUCAUUAAACGACUGCAAAGAGUGGUUAAUGAAACGAAACAGUUUCUUGUUCUUCGUGUUGUUAGCGUUUCAUUUGGAUGACUUCAAAGAAGCGUUCGGCACAUGUCGAGAGCUUUUCCGAGAAUCCAAGUUGACAACACGUUUACACGAAUUAUGCAUGGAAAAUCUGUCGAAAGGUGACGGCGCCUUACUUUUCAGAGUUAAAGAUGCGAAAAUUUUGCUGGAUGCAUUGCAAUUUUUAAUUGAAUUCGAUCCCAGAACGAGCGUAGAAUCACUGAAAAAUAUUCAAUACGUGGAUUAUGAUCGCGUUGAAGUGAUGAAGUAUCUGGAACCGUAUCCAAACGAGUUGAUUCUGUUUCUGGAGCAGAAGAAACCUUGUUGGCAAGAAGACGCAUCAGAGGAGUGUUUGGAGACGCUGUUGAAUGAGUACGAAGACUACGAUGCGGCUGAAUUCUAUUGUCAACGUAUGCAAGCCCGUAACAAACGGCUGUUUCGUGUGCUGCUGAAAGCAUAUUUGAAAAUUGUUAAGAUUAGACCAGAAUUUAAGACGCGUAUUGUACAAAUGUUGAGUGCUGUGCAUGAGACGGGUGAUGAACUGGAAAUAAUAGCGGAAUUUCCCGAUGAUUGGCCGCUGCAGGCGUUGGCUCCAUUCGCUUCAAAGGCAUUUUCAUCGUACACGUAUCGUUUACAUUGUGAUCAACUCAAAACAGCGGCAUUAUCACGUGCCAUGCGACACCUCAACCAACAACUCGAACAACAGUGCAAUGCAAAAGUGGUGAUCGACGAGCACACCCGAUGUGCCGUGUGCUCGAAGUUGAUCGGUGCCGACGACACCGUGCUCUAUCCACGCUCAAAUGUGCUCAUUCAUCGCACCUGUAUGAACACUCAUUGCCCAAAAACAUAG